Daldinia loculata is the source of this 1565-nucleotide messenger RNA. RefSeq lists its product as uncharacterized. NCBI's taxonomy places the organism in Eukaryota, Fungi, Ascomycota, Sordariomycetes, Xylariales, Hypoxylaceae. The coding region runs from base 347 to 1138 and encodes 263 amino acids. The transcript has 5 exons. The record is from RefSeq and is a predicted model, not a curated record.
UACAUGUAAAUAUUAGGUACUAACAUGUGCGGCUGCUCUCUCGGCGUAUAGUCAUCAUGGCUAGGCAACGCAUCAUAGGACGCUUCGGCCGUACUUAGCGUUCACCUAUACUUUGUCUCUAGCUUUGAGACUUCAUGUCUUUGCUCGAUUAUAUCAGGCCUUUGUCCUCUCUUCCCUUCUUCGUAGUCACUGAAGAUGUUGGAAUAAUCUCUCUCAUCUAGAUCUAAGCCAUCUCUCUCUCUAUAUAUAUAUCUUGACAGCAGAAGUGUCUUCUAUUUGCCGUCAUUAAUUCUCACUAUUUUCUCACACGCUACGCAGCCCGUCUACUGUUCAUCCCUAUACCAAGAUGGGCGGGCAGUUUACACCUUUCGACCCCUUGAGAUGCCCUCACUACGCCCAAUUUGCAUCCGGUCUUGAUAGAAUGCAUUUCGACGGCAUCUACUGGACGCUCUUUUUUCUGGUAAUCGUUAUCCUGUUUGCUUCGUCGUGGGUUUAUCAAUCGACGAUGAUGUAUCGAGAAAAACGAGGGUACUGCGAAGAUGAAUUCCGGCGGAGAGUUAAAAUCGGUCUUGCUUGGUGUACGCUACUAUUCUUAAUCGCAGCCGUCUUCCUUGUUAUCGAAGUGUUCGCGCUUCUAGCACUACAAUUCUGCGACGGCGAAGACCUCAUGGCUCUAUACUGGUCUACAUGGACGAUGCUACAACUAGGCUCCGAGAUUGCCAUUCUCGGUGUUGUACUGGCGCUGUGGCAUCAUCUCAGCGACAUCCAGCUUCCGCUUUGGGCUCUCGCGCUAGGCACCCCUGUUCUAGUUGUCGCGGGAUUCGGACAUGUUAUUCAAAUUGCGUGCCGGAUGUUCUAUAGGCGCGCGCGAGCCCGUAGACGGGCCCGAAAGGACGCCGACGAUGCCGAGACGGGCGAGGCAGGCAGGAAGCGGGAAGAUAUCGACUCUCUUUGUCCAAGCGCUAAACCAGAGCACGAGCAAAACAGCCUCCGGGAAAACGAACUAUGCAUGUACUUCGCGAUGGACGUGGGCGACGACGAACGCGUAAGGAAGUGGCCGUGUUUUGCCGGGUUGUCAAAUGGCAAGUCAAUUAUCCGCCUAUCUACGUACUCGGGGAAUUUUCCGAAUUCAUCUUAAUAUUACUUCUAAGCCGGGGCAUAUCAUUACCACUUCUUUACGUAGUAGAAGCGCUUAACUCGCUUUUAGUUGUUAGCGACUACUUAGACGCCGUGGUUGAGUAUUGCCCGGAUAGUAUCAGGAGUAUGUACCUCCUAGAAGUUGGUGGCAUAUUGAGGCUCAGUACGAGCAUGGUAGCUCUAGAUCAAUGGGACCUUUAGGUUCUACUAAUCCAUUAGGUAGCUUCAAGGCAGAUAUUCACCUAAUAGUAAGCGAUACUUGUCGUUUCAUGUUAUGUUGACGUAUAAGUGGGAAGACGGGAAGAUGACAGGAAGAUGCGUCCGGACUAUCCCGCAGAGAUCGUCUCCUAAAGCUGAACCUACUUAGAUAAUGAUGGAAGUUUAUUUGUACCUAAUGCUAGCUGGCUAGUCGUCUUGUCGGCCGAAAC